Molecule: messenger RNA, 1480 nt
Organism: Physcomitrium patens
Lineage: Eukaryota; Viridiplantae; Streptophyta; Bryopsida; Funariales; Funariaceae
Source: RefSeq, a predicted model, not a curated record
ACGGAGUGGAAUGAUGUGGCAGGAUGCAUCGCAACUGGAUGAGAGGCCUGACGCGAUUCGAUUCCAAGAGGAGGCAUUCGCCAUGACAAAGGUAACUUAUGGCCGAGUCAGCGUGAUGACAUCCUGGUCUAAUUUGGUCGGCUUGCUCAUGAGGCUUUACAUCGCACAAUAAGACCAACUCGGGUCUCUGUUCGGGAUGCAGUACAUUGGCUUACCUUGGAAGAAGCUCUGGAGGAUAUUUUCACGAUUUUGAUGCCACUCUGUCUGUGGGACUGCGUUAUAGACACGAUUGUGUGGAAUUCUGCUGGGUUGCGCUCCGAUCGGCGUGCAGAGGUAGUGGUUUCAGAGAGGGUUGGGCUUUUUUGCGGUCGUUCUGUGCAGUACAAGUGGGUGCUUAGACGGAGUUGUAACAGGGGACGGUGAAGGCGUUGGUGGUUGGCGGUGAAGAAGCGAGCAAAAUUGUGAGCAGUAUCGAAGGAUUUGGAGGAGUUUUCUUAAGAGUUCCUUCUUUGCUUGUCGUUCCGUUUCCUUUACUUGCUUAGUGUGGCGUUGCCGGUGCUAUAUGAUUUGUAGCCAUGGGUGUGGAAAAGGCGCCUCCUCCAAUCAUCUCGACUUUAAACCCGAAUGCGAGUGUGUUUGUGCCUGCGUCUCUUCAUGUGCUAUCGGAAAAGGAUGGGAUGCCUGACGAUGUUGUGCCUCCUCCGACGGAUGAUCGUAUCGCACCGGGGCCAUACUCCGACGAGUGGUGGCACCUAAUGGAAACCGAUUCCGCUUUCCGACAUCAGUAUUUGUCAAUGUGUCCAAAUGAACAGGAGAAGAAUAUCCUUGCGGAAGAGUUUGAUGUGAGUGCAGACUCUGACGAUUUUUUCAGUUACCAAGAGAAACUUGCUCUUCAGGAGGAAGAGGAGGAGUUGGCUCGUAAAUUGGCGGAAAUCGACUACCUUGAGGAUGAGGAUCUAAGCCUCACUACUACAAAUAACUGCAAAGACGUGAAGUCCCCCAAGCAGCAGUUGCAGGUACCGUGGUCCAAGAACUCUUUUCAGUAUCAGAAUAAGGCCGUGUCAUACAAGGCGGGUGGUUACACUAGAAAGACGAAUGCUUACCACCGUAUUCAUCAGCCGCGCACGGAUAUGUAGAUAGAUUAAAUUAUUCGUGUACUUCUAAGCGCUGUGUGGUCGCUGUGCAUUUUAAAAAGGUAGUAUUAUAAUGUCGUGUACAAUGAUCUCCGGAAAUGUAGUUAAGCUCGCACUUCUGUCAGUCUUUUUGGUCUUCAAAUUCUAUCGUCACCCUUUGUUGAGCGUUGUCGUUACGCUAAAAUGCUACGGCGGUGGCAUGAAACUUUACAGAGAUCUUAAGGUCAGACUGCUUGCUGUUCCCGAUUCUUUGAAAGAUCAUCCCAUGCUCAUGUGAAUUUGUGCUGUUGGUCGGUGCAGCAAUUGUUUGCCAUAAAGGUUAUUAUUUAGUAUAAGUACUUCCAAUA